AUAGCUUCAUAUCAUUGAUAUCACCAGUGCAUCUGGUAAUUUGAGCUUAUCGAUCGCAACACGACUUCUGUUUUUCUUCUUUUUAGUCAAGAUAGGUGGUUAAGUUUUUACUUUGCUCGUGGAUUAAAUUUAUUACGUUGACUUACAUUCGUUCAUUCAUUUGCGCGAGAUCUCUCGGUUUGUUGGACGAUUGUUUCGGUUUAUUGGGGGAUAGUGGACUAUCUGCUGAUUGGGAGACUCGGGGUGGUUUAUUUAAGCUCUUUGAAGGAGGGAAGGAAGGAACGGAAAGAGUGUUUUGUGCGAACUUGAUUGGAUUUAGGGUCUUGACGUUGUGAAGAAGAAGAAGAACGAAGAGAGUAAUAGCUUCGUUGCGACAUCUGAACGCAGGCACAAAAGCAAGCAAAGAAACAAACGACAAUCAUGGCUUCAUCUUCAAAUCCUUAUCAACAUUUUAAUCAACAGCAUAUGGAGGAGGAGGAUGAUUUGAUUGAUCCGGAUGAUGGUAUGUUUUGUUUUAAUUUUGGUGGUUGUUGCUUGAGUUGUGUUUACCUGCCUGCCUCUUACCUACCCUUAAUAUCAUGUCGCAUCUAUACAGAGAUGUAAUGGUCCAUAUCCCUUCAUACUUCUUUGAUACUCCACAUCAUUUACUAUAUACUACCAACAUCACCCUCACCCUCCUUCACACCUCACAUACAUCUUCCCUCAUGCUAACCCCUCAUUCAGCGACUCUCGAUGAUCUCGAUGAUCCCCUCAAUGCCACAACAUCCCGAACACCAUUAACAGGCAAUAUCCAAACCACCCAAUCCACCUCCCAAUCAAAUCAAAAUUAUCUUACCUCCCGUAUCCCCGGUGAAGAUCGUCGAGCUCCAACAAACACACUUGAUGAAUCAGUCUGGGAAACUCUCUCUCGAGAUCUCUCCGCCAUCUGGUCCAAAAUGCGAGAAGUCCUUUACCCAAAAUACCUAUUCGGAGGUUCGAUGAUCGAUUCUCACGGUCUACGAGGAGCUUAUUCACAAUUUCGAGAAAAUGGUAUGCAAGGCGCAAGAGAAGAAUUGAGGGGUAUGAUUGGAAGGGUUACAGAUGUGGAAGGUCUUACGCAGGGAAAUGCAAUGAGUGAGGGAUUGAGAGAUUGGGAUUUAUGGGGUCCGUUGGUUUUUUGUUUGGGUUUGUCGUUAUUGUUGAGUUUUAGGGCGAGAGGUGAUCAGAUGAGUAAAGUUUUUAGUGGGGUUUUUGCUAUGGUUUGGUUGGGUGAGGUGGUGGUUACUGUGCAGAUUAAGUUAUUGGGGGGAAAUAUGUAUGUUUGGUUUUUAUUCCUCUUUUCCCUUUUCCUUUUCUCUUCCCUAUCCAUCUUCUCAUUUUCCCUCUUAUACCCCCUUCUCUGUUCAUCUUCCCAUUCUUGCAUCUCCCCAUUCUCUCCUUCUUCCCAUUCUCUCCCAUAUCCUCACUCCUCGCCCCUCACCCCUCACCCCUCCAAAACCCCACUAACAUCUCUCCCUAUAGUUCCUUCGCCCAAUCCGUCUGCAUAAUAGGUUACACACUCUUCCCACUUGUUAUCGCUGCUCUCCUCAGCGCUCUCGGUCUUCAUCCCAUUCCUCGAAUCCCUAUAUACAUAGUACUAGUAGGAUGGAGUAUGGCAGCAGGUAUUAGUAUAUUAGGUGGUAGUGGAGUUGUGAAAAAUCGAGUGGGAUUGGCUGUUUUUCCUUUGCUUGUUUUCUAUUUGAUGUUAGGUGCACUUUGUUUUAUUUCUUAGGUUGUGGAUUGGAGUUUGUUGUUGGGUUGUGGGAACGUAAGGGAAUUGUAGGGAGAGGAAUUGAGAAGAGGUUGGGGGUGGGGGUAUUUUGAGAGGGAAGGGGAGAGAGAAGAAAGGAAGGAAAGGGAAAAGUACGGGCUACUAUGGGCUUCUUCUUACAUUUGUCUACCCUAUAGUUUAUUUGACCUGCUAUCUGAUACUGCCAUGAAAUUAUUGUGAUUAUUGAAGAUGAUGAUGAGACGAUGAAAUGGAACUUUGUUUAAUGUACGCAUUAUGGAAGAAUGUAGGAUAUGCAUGUAU
Messenger RNA from Sclerotinia trifoliorum, 2050 nucleotides. Lineage: Eukaryota; Fungi; Ascomycota; Leotiomycetes; Helotiales; Sclerotiniaceae. The record is from the annotation of a GenBank genome assembly.